UUGAAAGAAUAAAAAGAUGAAGAAAAGAAAAAUCCCACACAGAAUUUUUUGAGAGUCUAUGAGUGCCAAUAAAUAUAAAUAUGAAAAGUGGAUGCCUAAUUAUUAUUGGCUUUGGUAUCUAAAUUUUUUGAGAGUCUAUGAGUGCGAAUAAAUAUAAAUAUGAAAAACUGGAUGCCUAAUUAUUAUUGGCUUUGGUAUCUAAAUUUUCUCUCUGUUUGUUGGUUCCUUCAUGAAACUAAAGUUCUGCUACAAUUGGAUAAAUUUGAUACUUCUCUCUUCUCCUCCUCCUCUGUUUCUCUUAUCCCUCUUUUUUUUUUUUCCUUUUUUCUGUGCUCUGCUUUCUUUCCUUUCUUUCCCGGGAAAGUUGAUUCCUUUUUUCAUUUUCGGUUAGAAAAGUGGUCUCGAUCCAAGUAAAAAGACCCAAAACCAUAAAAUCUUUUACCCAGAAAUCAUGGGUUUCUGUUGAAACCAAUAAAACUUGAAAAUUUUCUGGCUUCUGUCAUUAAAAAAUUCCCCCCUUUAAUUUUUUCUAUCGUUUUCUCGAACUUCUUUUGUUUUUAUUUCUAUGUUGCCGUGAAAUUUGGGUGUUUUCAACAUAAUUUGGCUGGUUUUGCGUAGUGCGUUUUUGGAUUUAACUUGAAGAAUUAAACGUUGAAUGGUCGUGACUUUUUGCAAAGAGAGAACAAAAAAUGUUUCUUCAUUGUUGAUCAAAGAAGAGUAGGCUUGAGUUUUCUUUAAGUUUAAAAGAAAAAACCCAAAAAAAAAAAAAAUAGUGUUAUUUUCGCUUGUGUUCCAUACUUUCACUUUUUGUUUUGGCUGAGAGAGGGUAGCUCAAAUCCGCCGGUGCCGGAAAAGAGAUGAAUUAGACAACAUUGUCCUCUACCGACGAAGACUUGGUUGAAUAGAGAGAUAUAUUUAUUUAUUUAUUUAUUUUCUCUACUUUUUCUGUUUCCUUAAAUUUAGCCGUCCAAACGUCAAAAUUUAGAAUUUCUCUUCAGACACAAAUUUGCAUCAUCUAACCAAAUCGCGACAAUCUCUCUCUUCCUCUCUCCUUGUGUUCGUCUCUCCCCUUCUCCUUCUCCUCUCUCUUUUUCUCUCUGUUUUUUUCUACUUCCUCUGUUUUCAGGGUUGAGGUAGAGAGAAACCAAUCUCUCUCUCUCUCUCUCUCUCUCUCUCUCUCUCUCUCUCUCUCUUGUUGGAAUCAUGAUUUUUGACACAGGGUUAACGCGAUCAAACCUCGAGUGCUUUCUCCAUUGCACAACACCAACAGCCAAAUCCCAAUUCCUUCCCAAGAGUGAGAUGAGGAACCUUAAUCGUUUAUGGCACCCUUGGGAGAGAGAAAAGGUCGAAUAUUUCACAUUGGGUGAUCUUUGGAAUUGUUAUGGCGAAUGGAGUGCGUAUGGGGCUGGAGUUCCCAUUGUUUUGAACAACAGCGAAACCUUAGUCCAGUACUAUGUUCCUUAUCUCUCUGCCGUUCAAAUCUUUACCAGCAAUUCUUCAAUCAACGGCUUAAGGGAAGAAACAGAAUCAGGUGAUGGCGAGAGGGAGUCAUUUAGUGAUUCAUACAGUGAUGAGAGCGAGAGUGACAAGUUAUGGAGAUGGGAUGGAUGCUCCUCGGAGGACGGAGGGUCCGAUCAAGAUAGCCUUUGGCAUGUGAAUAACAGGUUGGGUUACCUUUACUUUCAGUAUUUCGAGAGAUCAACUCCUUAUGGAAGAGUCCCGCUCAUGGAUAAGAUUAAUGGAUUAUCUCGAAGAAACCCUGGUUUGAUGUCAUUGAGGAGCGUCGAUCUUUCUCCAGCUAGUUGGAUGGCAGUAGCCUGGUACCCAAUUUAUCACAUUCCCAUGGGAAGGACCAUAAAGGACUUGUCCACAUGCUUCCUUACUUACCACACUCUAUCCUCUUCUUUCCAAGAUAUGGACCCCGAAGAUGACAUUGAGAAUGCCGAAAGGAAGCGAAAGGAAGGGGAGGGCAUCUCCCUUCGACCUUUUGGUUUGGCCACUUACAAGAUGCAAGGAAAUGUGUGGGUCUCGGGCAAUUGUGGACGGGACCAAGAUAGGCUAGUAUCGCUUUUAAGCGUGGCAGAUUCGUGGCUAAAGCAACUUAGGGUCCAACACCAUGACUUCAACUACUUCACGGGGAUUCGACGUGGCUAGACAUAAUUACUUGCAGUAUUUUUCUCUGAGAACCCUGUGGAAGUGACUGAUCCCUAAUUAUCAAGAAAUAGAAAAAAAAGAAAACCUCUUUUCGGGUUUUUAGAAUUUUGGUUUGUGCGUGGGAGAUGUAGAUCCUUGAGCUUGUGAGAAUUGUGUUUGGCACGUGUGUUGUCUAAACCCAUUUAACGGUCCAUUCUGAGGCCAGCCUUACAGGAUUUCAGCAGAGGGUAUGGAGUUGAGUUUACCCUUAUUUUUGCUAUGUUUAAGCCUGUUUGUGGGCUUUAUUGUAAAGAAAUGGGUGAGGUCUGACAGGUGCAAAAGUAAGGCUCUUAAACUUUUGAAACUUUUUUGGUAUUGUAUGACAUGUUCUCUUGACCAUAUGAUAGCGCCAAUUGAGAUGAGCAAAUUGCCGCCACAACUUCACAGUUUCCUUGCCACAUAUAAUUGUUCGGUUCCUGUAGCGAAUAUGCAAUCUGGAC
This is a messenger RNA of Durio zibethinus, 2633 nucleotides long. RefSeq lists its product as uncharacterized. The record is from RefSeq and is a predicted model, not a curated record. Lineage: Eukaryota; Viridiplantae; Streptophyta; Magnoliopsida; Malvales; Malvaceae.